Molecule: messenger RNA, 1371 nt
Organism: Lactuca virosa
Lineage: Eukaryota; Viridiplantae; Streptophyta; Magnoliopsida; Asterales; Asteraceae
Source: the annotation of a GenBank genome assembly
CACAUCAUGACCAAAAAUCUGAAAAAAAGGAAAAACGUGAAAGGAAUAUCACACUACAAAAUCGCAAUCGUCCGAGUGGCCAGGCCAUAUUUCUUGCCCAAUCCAACUGAUUGAUUGUCGCCAUAUUUGGAUAACCACACGACCAUUUCCCACAUUCCCUUUCCGUUAAAUUAAGCAAGUUUUUACCCUUUUCUCUCUCUCUCUCUUCAACCGAACAAUAAUUUCCCAAAAUCACCCAAUUCUGUCCCAAUUCCUUCCGCUGGAUGCUAUCCUCUCAACAGAUUCAUCAUGAUUUUUUUAAGUUAGUCAAGGGUUCUUUAUUGUAACCCAUCAUUACAUUUGAUCCUGAGAGAAAGAAUCUUGGAGUGCCCUUGUAAAUUUCAAUCUUUUUGUUUAAAUUCUUCCAUCUAUAGAUAAGUAGAUAACUCUUCUUGCGGAUUGUGAGCCAACAUGGGUGAUACCGAUGGUAAAGACGAGAAGCAUGAAGCACCACCAUCUGGAUCUGCAGUUCGCGACGAUGCAUCCGAAUCCUCUUGUUAUGCAACGGAAGACGAUGAAGAAACCCAAAUACAUUUGGGUCCCAAAAUUAGCAUCAAAGAACACCUCGAAAAGGAUAAGGAUGAUGAGAGUUUGAGGAGGUGGAAAGAGCAGUUGCUUGGAAGCGUUGAUGUCAGUCAGGCCGAAGAAGUUCAAGAACCUGAUGUGAAAAUUCUAAGCCUUACAAUAAUUUCUGCUGGAAGAGACGAUAUUGUCCUUCAAAUCCCCGAAUCUGGGAACCAAAAAGGCCUUUGGUUCACCUUAAAAGAAGGAAGCAAAUACAAUCUAAAAUUCUCAAUCAAGGUCAGCAACGACAUAGUUUGUGGGCUUAAAUACACCAACACCGUGUGGAAAACCGGGAUCAAGGUUGACAGCUCAAAAGAAAUGCUCGGGACUUUCAGCCCACAAGCUGAGCCUUACACACAUGUCAUGCCCGAAGAGGUUACCCCUUCGGGGAUGUUUGCUAGAGGAUCUUAUUCUGCAAAAACAAAGUUUGUUGAUGAUGAUAACAAGUGUUACUUGGAGCUUAACUACACUUUUGACAUCCAGAAAGACUGGCCCAAAUCCUAAUUGGGAAGUUUUUUGAUGGCUAUAAUGGAAUUUGGUUCUUGGAGAUUUAUGGUUUCUUUUAAGUUAUGCUUUAUACAAGAGGUGCAAAGUGCAAACAACCGAUUUUUGUUUCCAUUUGUUUUGUUUGAUUCAUUCAAGAUGUGUAGCCCUGUUUUCCGAAACCUUGGUUUCGGGUAAUGACAGUUGUCUAAUGCUUUUUCAGUUUCUUCUUUAUAUCAUUUGGUGACUUAACAAUUUUUCUUGCUCCUAAAAGUCGGAUCGGGU